Messenger RNA from Tarenaya hassleriana, 651 nucleotides. Its product is annotated as cinnamoyl-CoA reductase 1-like. Gene Ontology annotation, molecular function: oxidoreductase activity, acting on the CH-OH group of donors, NAD or NADP as acceptor. Lineage: Eukaryota; Viridiplantae; Streptophyta; Magnoliopsida; Brassicales; Cleomaceae. The record is from RefSeq and is a predicted model, not a curated record. The transcript has 4 exons. Bases 1 to 651 code for a protein of 216 amino acids.
AUGGAUAGAGAACUACAAAACGAAGACACACACUAUGAGAAAGAGAGAGCCUUGGAUGCAACAAACUCGAAAAAAGAAGGAAUAGAAAAGGAUAUGAUAGUGAAUGACCCUACAGUGGAGGAAAUGAACUCCGAAGAAGAGGCGUCACAUGCAUCCGACAUCAUUCCUCUUCCGACAUUAACAAAGAAUCUGAGCAUCUCCUUCACAUGGAGAGGAAACCAACAACAAAUACAUUCAAUUAUACAAAAAUCUUCAAUAGCUCCUCUCCUUCAGCCAACUCUCAACACCAGUGCCGCCGCCAUCGCCAACUUAAUCAAAGGGUCAAAGGCGUUUCCCAACUCGAGUUACGGAUGGGUGAACGUGAAGGAUGUGGCCAAUGCGCACGUCAUGUCCUUCGAGAACCCAUCAGCCAGUGGACGCUACUGCCUUGUCGAGAGUGUCGCUCACUACUCGGAGAUCGUCAGCAUUUUGCGUCAGCUCUACCCUAAUCUCCAUCUCCCUCGAAAGUGUGCGGACGAGAAUCCGUACGUGCCGACGUACCAAGUGUCGAAGGAGAGAGUGAAGAGCCUCGGCAUUGACUACGUGCCCUUGAAGGUUAGCAUCAUGGAGACCGUCGAGAGCUUGAAGGAGAAGGGCUUCGUCCACUUCUGA